Molecule: messenger RNA, 1030 nt
Organism: Trichomycterus rosablanca
Lineage: Eukaryota; Metazoa; Chordata; Actinopteri; Siluriformes; Trichomycteridae
Gene: cyb561
Product: transmembrane ascorbate-dependent reductase CYB561
Exons: 7
Coding region: 178-930 (250 amino acids)
Cellular component (GO): lysosomal membrane
Molecular function (GO): oxidoreductase activity
Source: RefSeq, a predicted model, not a curated record
GUUCUCGUUCAACAGCUGGAAUCAGAAGAAAUAAGCAGAGAGGUGUGAUCAGAGCUCCAGUUUAACACUGCACAGAAGAAGGCGAGCUGCUGCAUUCUGGACAAGCUGCAAGCGGUUUACAGAGGAUUGGCUUAUCCCAAAAUAUAAGGAAUUACAAUAAUCCAGGCGGGAGGAGUGAUGGAGGGUGUCUCGCAUGGUUGGGCUGGAGUGCGGACCCUGCCGUGGUACGUGGCCGGUUCCCAGGUUCUGGGCGUGGCCUGUGUGGUGAUAACAGGUGUGUGGAUGGGUCACUACUACGGGGGCUACGCGUGGGACAGCUCGGAGCGACAGUUCAACGUACACCCGCUCUGCAUGAUCAUGGGCCUCGUGUUCCUCUAUGGAGAUGCGGUGUUGGUGUACCGGCUGUUCAGAAACGAGAAUAAACGCUCAGUGAAGAUCCUCCAUGCUCUGCUACACAUGCUUGCCCUUUGUGUCAGCAUUGUGGGUCUGGUGGCGGUGUUUGAUUACCACAAAAAAGCUGGCAUAUCUAACAUGUACUCUCUGCACAGCUGGUGUGGCAUGCUUACCUUUGUGCUUUACUUCAUGCAGUGGUUAUUGGGACUGGGCAUUUUCCUGUUCCCCUGGGCAUCACUGGUGCUGCGGAGGUGGUAUCUCCCACUGCACGUUUUCUUUGGCCUGGUGCUGCUGGCCAUGGCUGUGGGCUCCUCACUCAUGGGCAUCACAGAGAAACUGCUCUUCAGUGCUUUACCAGCGUUUGCUCCCGAGUCAGUUCUAGCUAACAUCCUUGGCCUGCUGCUGGUGUGUUUUGGGAUUCUGGUGGGCUACGUGACGAUCAGAGAAGAUUUCAGACGUCCCCCGAAUCCCGAGGAGGAAGCCCUGUCUGUGCACUUUAACACUCUCAGUGAGGACUCUCGACCUAGCUCACCUUAACCUGGUUCACCCGUCUCCUCCUUCCACUGUCCACACUCCACGCUUCCUCUGUCCAUGCCUGAUUAUGGAAAGUCAAGGUGAAUUUGAGACGAUGCCAAGU